AUGAGCAAGUGGAUUCAAUUUCCACAAACAGUACAAGAAAGAUCAUUAAUCAAAGAAGAAUUUCAAAGGAAGUAUAAUUUGCCUGGAGUAAUAGGAUGCAUCGACUGCACCCAUAUUGCUAUAGUAAAACCAGCUGAAGAAGAGCAUGCUUUCUAUAACAGAAAAGGAUAUCAUUCCUUAAACGUUCAAAUGGUAUGUGAUCAUAAUUUAAAAAUAAUGAACAUAAAUGCUAAGUUUGGUGGAGCAACACAUGAUUCUCACAUAUGGUCAUCGAGUCUCGUAGAACCCUAUAUGCGUCACCUUCAUGAAAGUGGUGAACAUGUUUGGUUACUUCGGGAUUCUGGUUAUCCACAACGCCCUUGGCUUAUGACUCCAAUAUUAAAUGCUCCACAUGGGUCUCGAGAGGAAUUGUACACCACUCGUCAUGUACAAGCCAGGACAUGUAUUGAAUUACUUAAAACACGUUGGGGGUGUUUGCUUCGUGACAGGGUCCUUCAUUAUCAUCCCAACGUUGCCAGCAAAAUAACACUUGCAUGUUGUGUGCUACACAACAUCUCGCUUCAUGCACACUUGCCAGCUCCAAGUGAUAUCCCUGUUACUACUGUAGAUGAUAAUGAUGACUCCAGUACACAAACCACCCAAAGCACCACCACGGAGAAUCGAAAUGAAUUAAUCCGAGGCAGGGCAAUGCUCAAUUAUUUAAUAAGUAGAUUGUAG
Messenger RNA from Parnassius mnemosyne (clouded apollo), 717 nucleotides. Lineage: Eukaryota; Metazoa; Arthropoda; Insecta; Lepidoptera; Papilionidae. The record is from the annotation of a GenBank genome assembly.